Molecule: messenger RNA, 1110 nt
Organism: Lotus japonicus
Lineage: Eukaryota; Viridiplantae; Streptophyta; Magnoliopsida; Fabales; Fabaceae
Product: chlorophyll a-b binding protein CP29.1, chloroplastic-like
Exons: 2
Coding region: 87-962 (291 amino acids)
Biological process (GO): response to light stimulus; photosynthesis, light harvesting in photosystem I
Cellular component (GO): chloroplast thylakoid membrane; chloroplast envelope; plastoglobule
Source: RefSeq, a predicted model, not a curated record
UAUCUCCCACCACCACACCACUCUCUCAACACACUACAACUGAUCACACUUCUACUCUCACCCCCGGCGCACAUUAGCGACAAGCCAUGGCAACCGCCACCGCAACCGCCGCCGCCACCUCAUCCUUCAUCGGAACACGCCUCCGCGACGCGCAGCCGAGCCUAGGCCGUGUGCAAGCGAGAUUCGGAUUCGGGAUCGGGAAGAAGAAGGCCGCACCGAAGAAGGUAGCGAGACCAGGUCCAGGUACCGAACGGCCGCUGUGGUACCCCGGAGCGAAGGCGCCAGAGUGGCUCGACGGGAGCUUGGUCGGUGACUACGGGUUUGAUCCGUUUGGGCUUGGGAAGCCGGCGGAGUACUUGCAGUUUGAUCUGGAUUCGUUGGACCAGAACCUGGCGAAGAAUUUGGCCGGAGAUGUGAUCGGAACGAGGACGGAGUUUGAGGACGUGAAGUCGACGCCGUUUCAGCCGUACAGUGAGGUGUUUGGGUUGCAGAGGUUUAGGGAGUGCGAGCUUAUUCAUGGAAGGUGGGCCAUGCUCGCCACGCUUGGUGCUCUUACCGUUGAGUGGCUCACCGGAAUCACCUGGCAAGACGCCGGCAAGGUGGAGCUUGUAGAAGGGUCAUCAUACCUUGGUCUACCACUCCCAUUCUCAAUCACCGCAUUGAUUUGGAUUGAAGUUUUGGUGAUUGGGUACAUUGAGUUCCAAAGAAACGCUGAGCUUGACCCUGAGAAGAGGCUGUACCCAGGUGGCAGCUUCUUCGACCCUCUCGGCUUGGCCGCGGACCCUGAGAAGAAGGCCACCCUUCAAUUGGCAGAAAUCAAGCAUGCUCGUCUUGCCAUGGUUGCUUUCCUUGGCUUUGCUGUCCAAGCUGCUGCCACUGGCAAAGGCCCUCUUGAUAACUGGGCUACCCAUUUGAGUGACCCUCUUCACACCACCAUCAUUGAUACCUUCUCAUCCUCUUGAGAGUGAUGAUUUUCGUGUACCUCAAUGCAUGUUGUGCCUUGUAAAAUUCCCUUGGCUUUGGGUUGUAAACAUUUUAACUUAGCUGGAGUAGUAGUACUUGUGAAAUUAGUAAUAUCAAUGGGUGCAGAUUUUUUCUGCUUCAUGGUAA